Molecule: messenger RNA, 3042 nt
Organism: Stylonychia lemnae
Lineage: Eukaryota; Ciliophora; Spirotrichea; Sporadotrichida; Oxytrichidae
Source: the annotation of a GenBank genome assembly
AUGAAGUAGGCUUCUAUUGGAACUCUGAGAGAUUCUUUUGAUUUGGAUAGAGUCAUUAGAGAAAAUGACAUAAUUUAACAAUCAUUUAGACAUACUAUACAAAGCACUAAAUUAAAAGAUUAACAGCAAGAUCAAUUCAGUGAUGUUCAAGAUAAUCCAAAUUUCAUGUCAUAUCAGGAUAAUGGGGAUGCCGAUUGCGAUAUUUUAAUUAAAAAAAUGCAUAAAAAAGUUUUUAGUAAAACUACUAAAAAUAGAAGAGUUUAAGAUGCUCAUACAUUUGGUACAGCAAAAAUUGGAUCUCAAAAAUCAAAUGAUCAAUCCUCAAAAACAAGAUUAUUUUGUGAAGGUGAUAAAUUAAAGUCUUCUCUAAUUGAUAUUGAUAAGUCAUUUGGAUUUAUUGAAGAAAUUUAGUCUCGAUAAGAUCGCAAGAAUUAGGAUUAGGAAACAAUAUAAAAUCCUAGGAGUCCUAAAUCAAGAUCAAGUGGAAAUGCUAAAAGCAGUAAAAAAUUACUCCUACUUCAAAAAAGUAGUCCUGGGAAGAAGAAAUUGAAUUUGAAUUUGACUUAGAAAUUGACAGAUUAAGAUACAAAGUGGAAUAAGGUUAUAAGAUUCAUGAAAAAGAAUCCAAAAGUACUGCUAAAUGUAAUUCCAACCCCAAAAAGAGAGCCACCAGAAAGAAAAGAACACUCUGGGAAGAUCGUAAAUUUGAUUACAAUUAAUGAAAAGAAUAAAAAUAUUCACCCUAGGAUGGUUACUUAUAAUAUUGAUGAUGAUGCUAAUGGAGGAAGCAUUUAAUAUAUCCAAAAGGUGCAAUGGUUCAGCAAAGGAAGACCCCAAAGUUGCCUUAGAGUGAGAAGUCCUGAGUUUAAAUAGUCACAGAAGGACAUUUACUAUCAACACAAAAGAAUUAUAAGUAAUUACUAUAAGGAUGAAAGACAUAAAGAAAAGAGAGCUGCUAUUGAGGAACAAAGAUUCAUGGCUAGAAAAUAGAGUAGUUAAUCGAAGACAAAAUCUACAAAAUCAAAGAUCCUUGUGAAGUCUACUUCAAAAUCAAACUAUAGAGGUUCUACAGCCGCAACCUUUGAAACCAAUCCAGCGAUAAGAGUCAUUGAUAGUAGACUCAAAUAGAGGAUUAAUCAAAGUCAAAUAUAAUAGUCCAUGAGCCAAGUAGAAAGCAAUUUUCAGAACAGUACAAACAUAUCUCAGGAAAGGCCUAAAACAUCUCAUGCUUAAAACAGAAGAAUAAAGAAACUAGUUGAUGCAGCCAAUAAACUAAACUCAACUAGUCAACCAUUUAGCACUGGAAUGACUGACCUUUCAAAUGUAGAAUCAGUACUUAAGAAUUUUAAUGACUAGAUGUUUGGAGUUUAACCUAGAAAUGGGAUUGAGGCUAGUAAUACUGAUGGAUAAUCAAGAUUUAGAGAAUAGAGAUUUAAUUAAACACAGCUAGGGAAAAAGUCAGGAUUAAAAUUAGAAAGAGAUGAUUUUUCUCAAAUGAAAUAUAGAUUGAGGUAAAUGCUAGCCACUGAAAAAUCCAAAACUUACGUUGGCCAUCCUCUAAAUCUUGAAACGGAAUUAUCUAAUUAAAUUGCUAAUUUGGAAUAAUAGGACUAAAAACACAAUCAUGAAAUGUAAUAGACUGGAGUAGGAUUGUAUAAAUCAUAAUAAAACUUUGUAAAUCAAAAUUAGCUCUCUCAAAAUGACAGUUCCAAUUAAAAUCAUAAUUUGAAUAUCAAUCAAGAUUCAUCAAUUAUGAAAAUAGAGGAGUUUUAAUACUAAAAGCUUAACGAUGAGGAGCUUAUUCUUGAUAAAAUAAAAUCAGAAUCUAUUAUACCAGAUAAUCAAAUAAGGAUGAUGCCAAAGGAAAAUUCAAUGAUGAUAAAAUCAUAAGAAAUGACAACUAAUAGAAGAAAGCUUUAACAAAGAUAAAAGUCAAAAGAAAAAUCUGGGGAAAUCAACAUAUCAAGCCGUAAUACUUUUGAUCCUUAGCAAUCACCAAAGAAAUCAGAUCAUGCUAAGACUAUUUAAAAGUAAUCUCCCAAGUAAAGAAUGCAGGAUGAUGUAAGAAUUAGAAAUAAGAUUAGAGUUCGGUUGUCAGGUGAUAAGAAGAUAUAUAAAAGAGCAGUUCCAAAGGACAAGAAUGCCACUCCAGAAAAAUCUAUGAAAUAUCUCAUUAAAACGAUUUAAAGUGAUGAUUUGAAACGAAUUAUAGAAGAAAAUGAAAGGGUUCAAGAAUAGCAAUAAGAAUAGUUAAGAAUAUCAUAGCAAUUGGCUAUAGAUUAAUAAAAACUUAUGAUUUCUCCAUCACUAAAAAAGUUAGGCUCUGAUAACAGGUCAUUGCAUUUUUCUAAUUAAAUAGAUGAGAGAUCUCCUCCACCAGUUGUGAGAUUAUUCCCUUAUAGAGAUCUUAAAGACAGUAAGCUAUUUAAGCAAGUUUUAUCUGAGAAAAAUGAAAAAUCAGCUAAGAAUUCUCAUCAAUCAUCAAAUAAAUUAUUGAAGUCCUAAGACAAAAAGAAAAAAGUAGAAGAUCCAUACAAAUUAGCGAUUGAUGAGCUUGAUUAUACUUUGGAAUAAAUGAAAAAGAAUCCUCGAGAUUUUUCCCAUCAUUAAGAAGAGCUUUAAGAGAUUUAUAUCAAGGCUAUGGAUAUAUUAGAAGUAUCGAUGAAAAACAUGGGGAUGAAAAAAAUAUUUGCAAAGAUUAAAGACUAGUUUUGUAAUUCAGCAGAUUUCAGGACUACUUUCAAGCUAGUUAUUAGGCAAAAAAUGAUGAGAGAGACAGAGUAAUAGCUAAAAUAUAUUUUCAAAAGCUACUUAGAAUUUGUUGAGUAUGAGAGUAUUAUUGAACAGCUAAGAGAUGACCGAGCUGAGAGGGAUUUAGUAGUUUACCAAAUUGACAAAUUAUUUGACAUUUACGAAUCCCUAAUGCCCUUAAUUAUUUAGUUCUUAAAAGUAAACAAGAUUUUUCAAGGUGUAAUCGUCAUUCAUAACAGAGAUUUGGAAUUAUUUUUGAAGGAAGUGAUAUCAAGAUAUAGUAGAUCAUGA